GGACCUCACUGCUCGCUGUGACUUAGCCACAGAGGGAAGGCUCAGGGAGACUCACGCCUCCAGCUACAGGGAGGCUGCUGCUGGCUGCAUGCCACAUGCUCUAGCCCGCUGAGUUACACCAGCGCCGGUUCUGUGCCGUGGUUACACAUAGAGCAGCCACCGGCCCGGGGCACAGCACGUCUGACUGCAGGAAACUCCCGGAGGACAGAGCAUGGAGACCCGGCUGCUGCUAGCGCUAGUGAGCACCUUGUGCGCGGUGCAGUGUGAGCUGCUGCUAGAUGAUGAUGACGAAGGAAAUCUGACCUUAAGAACGUUCUACAGUAUUCCCUCUGAUGAUGAUUUUGAAUAUUUUCCAGAGGACGCAAUAGAUGGCUCAGGAGAAGCAUCUGGUCUGGAGCCUGCUUUGCCACGCAGUCGCAGCGUAAAGCUUGAAACCCCCAAAAAUAUCACAAAGGAUGCUCAAGUGUAUCUCACUAGUCAGUGGUUGACUAAGUUUGUACCAUCAGUGUACACCCUGGUGUUCCUUCUUGCUCUGCCUCUGAAUAUUAUGGCAAUCAUCAUAUUCCUGUGUAAGAUGAAAGUCAGGAAGCCAGCGGUGGUGUACAUGCUGAACCUGGCAGCUGCCGACGUGCUCUUUGUUAUGGGGCUGCCUUUCAAUGCUGCAUAUCGAUUCUCCGGGAACAACUGGCUGUUUGGACCUGGAAUGUGCCGAUUUGUCACUGCUGCCUUUUACUGCAACAUGUACUGCUCCAUCCUGCUUAUGACCAGCAUCAGUGUGGACAGGUUCCUGGCUGUGGUUUUUCCAAUGCAUUCUCUUUCCUGGCGCACCAUGAGCCGAGCCUGGCUGGUCUGUCUUUCCGUCUGGAUAAUAUCCAUAGCCAGCACCGUGCCGCUUCUAAUGAGUGAGCAAACUCAAUACGUUACCUCACUAGACAUCACCACCUGCCAUGAUGUGCUGGACCUAAAAGACCUCCAGACGUUCUACCUUUAUUAUUUCUCCACUUUCAUCUCGGCCUUCUUUCUCUUGCCGCUUAUCAUUACCAGUGUCUCUUACAUUGGUAUCAUCCACAGCCUCAGCAGUUCUAGCAUGGAGAACUCCUGUAAGAAGACUCGAGCCUUGUUCUUAGCUGUUGUUGUGCUUUGUGUUUUUAUCUUGUGUUUCGGGCCAACAAAUGUCAUCUUUCUAAUUCAUUAUCUUUAUUUUGAUCAUGGAAACAAUGAGUCUCUGUAUUUCGCCUACAUCCUAUGUGCCUGUAUAAGCAGCAUUAGUUGCUGCCUGGAUCCUCUUAUCUAUUACUAUGCGUCCUCACAGUGUCAGCGCUACCUCUAUAGUUUACUGUGCAAUAAGAAAGUGGAUGAACCCGUAAGCAGUAGCGGCCACUUAAUGAGCUCAGCUAGUAAAAAUGAGACUGGUAUCACAGUGGCAAAGAGCAGCAUCUACCGGAAGCUAUUGACAUAAAUAUUACCUAUAUGAUUAUUCUACUUACUGCACCUUCUUGUAUAGGAUAGCGUAGCCUUCUUUGUGUUCGGCUUGGGCUCUCCGUAUCAGAGCAAUGGUUUUCAGCAGAAUUGAAGUUUAAAUUAUAUAGUACCAACUAAGAAAUGUCUAGGACAAAGAGUAUUUAUUUAAAACAUAGCUACAAAUCAUUCACCUUCACAAUAUGUAGCGGUUCUGUUAUUAUAUGAAAUUGAUCUGUGGUGAUCUGCAUUAGAACAAAGCUUGAUAAAUGUACUCGUUAUCUUCACAGUUAUUUAUUCUUCAGAAAAUAUUCUAUAGAGUCCUAAAUAGAGUAAUCCCAGGUCUUGUAAAAGUAACCUGUGACACUGCAUUAAGGGAAUUUGUACAGUAACUGGUGUUCUGCUCAGCCCCGAAAGCUUUAGCUACAGUAUAGGGCAUCAAGUGUAUGAGGUGAUCCUUUAAAGCAGGGAUGGGGAACCUUCGGCCCUCCAGCUGUUGUUGAACUACACAUCCCAGCAUGCCCUGCAACAGUUUUUGCAUGGCCAAAUAGCAAAAUUGUUGCAAGGCAUGCUGGUAUGUGUAGUUCAACAACAGCUGGAGGGCUGAAGGUUCCCCAUCCCUGCUUUAAAGUAUAUUCCAAUAAGGAAAAUGCCAUUUGAGACGUUACCAAGGUUACUAAAACUAUUGCUGAGCAUUGUACAGCUGAUGUGCACUUUACUCUGAGGAAAUGUUGAACAGAAGUUUAAGGAGAACACAAAACUGAUUGAUUAGUGAUCUCCACUUGUAUUGCUAGGAGUUAUUAAAUCAUUUAGAUGUUAAUUUGAUGUAAAAUAUAGAUUUUAAUUCACCAAACUUUUGAUUAUCUUUACUAUUUUAUUACAAUGUUAGACCGUUUAUAUUAUGAAUAGUGUGUUACUACUGCAGUCCAUAGCAAAAAGGCCAGAUUAGCUGGUGACUUAAAGCUUUCAAUAAAUACUAAAAAUAACAGCGAUACAUAAACAUAGUUAAAAAUUGUACUGGGCUAAGGUAACACAACCUUCUGUGACAUACAUCUCGGCAGUUGUCGCACCACUAGGGCGAACCAUGGGAUGUGUAAUGUGUUUUGCCAACGCAGUAACCCCUGUAAAGUUUCUGUACACGUCUCACAGCUAAUUGCGGUUUCUGAUAGCGGAGCAAGAAAAAUAAAGCUAAGUCUACUGUAUAUAUUACUGUGUGGUUCCUGAUCAGAGAAUUACUUUUUGUACAUAAAAAUGUCACUGUGUGUUAAGUAUCUUUAUGGGCUACUUUUAAAUGUAUGCUUUUACUGCAUAUAAAACUGUUUACUUGUUCCUUGCUUCAUAUUGCCCCUCACAUAUUCCUUGUAAAUUUCCGUGACAGUGUUAUAUCUGUGAAUAUGCAAAAGACAAUUCAUUAUGUAUACAAAUGUGUGUUGUACAUUUUAUAGUUCCUUUUUUAAAUAUGAUGGUGUUAUUAUACUGUGUAAAGUUAGGUAUGUGAAAUUGGAGCAGAAAAUAGGUGGCGGUGGCAGAAAAACCUGUUUUCAGUUGAGAAAUGUGAGUAAAAGAUAAAACCUUUGAGAUCCUCAUCCAUCUAUAACAAUUAUACAAAUGGAGGUUUUUAUAAAUAUAACUGUUACGUAUAGGCUACACUCCCAGUGUGUGCCAUUAAUUUCCAUGAGAGAUACCAUCCCCCAAUGUCCUGACUGAGGCCAUAUAGUGCCAAUUCAAACUGUUCUUCCAGCCAUUCAGAACUUUUGUCCAUUCAUUGCCACUCUACGCAGCUGAACAGUAGGGAACAAGUGCUGUAAUGCAAGUUCUGUUAAGGAGACGGAAGGGAGAUUGAGCGUGAUCUAGCACAUGGUAUGACACGGCUAUGCCCUUUGUUCGGUGGUGGUGUUUCCGUCUCCCCAUUUUCAGCCAUAGCUGUGGAGAGGAUUGAGAUACUAUAUACAUUAUAAUCUACUCAUAUCUACAGCACACACUUGACUCAUAUACUGUGUACAAUGUCUGAAGUCUCUUAGAGAUUAUCACAAUUCAUGUCUCACCUAAUUCCAUAAUCAAUAAUAGUUUACUUGCUUGUGAUUCUCGUAGAACGGAAUUAUGACUUGUGACUUAAUGGCAUUUAUUGUCUUAAUUUCUUAAUCAGGUAGGUUAGAAUAUUGUGCAAUUCCUAUAUGUAGGUCUAUGUACGUAUGUUCCAGUUUGGAACCACCAUGUACGGUCUUUUCACUGUUGUGACAGAUCCAUAUGUUUAAAGAUGAGAACACAGAGAAACAACCAAGCUGGUCAUAUGGUAUCUUCUACAGACUGAGAACGGUUUUAUAUACGGUUCACAGACUGUGCCUGACAGUUGUUUGAACCACCUUCUUGAGGUUUUCCUCAAGAGCCUGUUAAAAGAGUUGUUCUUCUGGUGUUUUUCACAUUUUUUUCUUUAUCACCCGAAUCCAACUAGGACCCGCAAAAAACAUCCCUUUUUCGUGCAAAAAUACAAAGGUCCAGCGAAAAGCCACAAACCAAUGUAUUUGUGCGGCACUUACCGUGGGUCUAGGGGGCACUUAUUGCAGAUUAUGCUUUGGGUGCCUCCGCCUUACCGGGGCUAAUUGGAUAGCCCUCUGCAAGUCAAUUAGCCGAAGUAAAUUGCCGCGACUAAUUGGUUACCCCCAUAAAUUAGGAAUCACUGUUGUGUUAUCAGGCAGAACACACCAAUAUUUAUGAGCAAUUCAUAUCAGAAUACUUUGAAUUCUGCUAAACAAUAAUUGUACAGAACAAGCAGAGUAAACAUCACUUGUUCACCUAAUGUUCAUUUUACAUUAAUUAAGUACUGGUAAUCUUGACAAAUAGAACAAGAUAUUGAUGUUAUUUGUUGUCACAAUCAGACCUGUCAGCCGUUGUACUUUUGCUAAUCUAGGUAUAAUAUGUUAUUCACUUUAUUUUAUCCAUAAAUCAACACCUUUUUUGAGUAAAGUCAGUCGUCUAACUCAAGCGUUUACUCUUAGCACUGUCUUCAGUAUUAUAAAUGUUCUAUGUUUGCACAUACUGUAGCUAUUGUAUGUAAAUAUUUAUUUUCAGGCAUUGGCCUAAAUGCCAUAGCCUGCGAGCUGCCAGGGGUGCAGGACUUUGUGCGAGUCUGCACAUAUUUUUAAAGUGGCAGUCAUUUACAAAUGCCUUGUAGAUUGCCUCUACAAAUAUGGGCACACUGGCACAAAGCAGCUCCGGCAGCUCGCAGGCUAUAGCAUUUAGCUCAUUGUAUUGUAUGUUUGUGUAAUAAAUACUUCUGACGUAAAUUGUUUAUCAUUCCAUUGUAAAUGUAAAUAAAAGUGUUCAUUAUCUGAAAAA
This is a messenger RNA of Pseudophryne corroboree (corroboree frog), 4794 nucleotides long. RefSeq names its product proteinase-activated receptor 1-like. NCBI's taxonomy places the organism in Eukaryota, Metazoa, Chordata, Amphibia, Anura, Myobatrachidae. Gene Ontology annotation, cellular component: plasma membrane. The record is from RefSeq and is a predicted model, not a curated record. Bases 212 to 1459 code for a protein of 415 amino acids. Gene Ontology annotation, molecular function: thrombin-activated receptor activity. Gene Ontology annotation, biological process: positive regulation of Rho protein signal transduction; thrombin-activated receptor signaling pathway; phospholipase C-activating G protein-coupled receptor signaling pathway. The transcript has 2 exons.